Molecule: messenger RNA, 5209 nt
Organism: Electrophorus electricus (electric eel)
Lineage: Eukaryota; Metazoa; Chordata; Actinopteri; Gymnotiformes; Gymnotidae
Source: RefSeq, a predicted model, not a curated record
AACGCGAACCCUUUAUUGCUGUUAAUAGCGUCGUAACCGCGCGUUCAGCAUCUCAUGAUGGAUUACCAAAUAGCCAGAUUUUUUUUUUUUAAAAGCCAUGCAUACAAAAAUGAUUUUUAGCAACUUAAUAGGUACCGUUUCAGAUCUGCGCCUAAGUUACAUGCACAAGAAUAUUAUUUCAUUCUGAAUGCCUCUUUUUUUCGUUCCGUUAUCUGCGCGCUCGGAAACCAUGAGCUCAGAAGCCGUCGUCGUCCUUUCUAAAUCCUCUUGUUUGCUUUAGGCUCGUUGGAGCCUUCAUGUAUGAGUCAGGGGAAGACUCCGCUGGAGAAAAAAAGGUGUAACGACUCUGCAGACUUUACGCGGCUGUUUGUCGAUGCGCCAAGCGUGUGUUUGCGCCCCCAGCACCCAGCGCGGACCGGACAGGAGCGAAUCAGCACCACGUCUGUGAACAGCUCCCUUUCCCCACUGGCGCGGGUUUCCGUCCGGAUGGGCACUGUUCGUCUCCGUGGCUCGUACACGCAAACCUCUGGCGAUUAUUUGUAAUGGCAUCACACGGGUUUUGGUCUCUGGGCGCCGAAAAUGCCGCUGACAGCACCAGCCAAAUCCCAAGCACGCCCAGGGCUUGGUGCCAAGCCGCGGCCCAAAAAUUCACCGGUGGCAUCGGAUCGAAAUUAUGUGCGCUCCUGAACGUUGGCGAGACUGAGAAGCCCAGAGACCCGUCCUCCAAACACGGUAGCUCCGAGGCUGAGGCGUGCGGCUGUUCCAAAGCGACCGUGAGCUUCUCCGAUCUCUAUUCAACAGAUCUUUUGCCGGCGUUGGACGGAGACAUGAAGACGAUGAAUUUUCUACAAGAAGUUGUGGAUAUUUUACUGGCCUACAUUGUGGAAUCUUUCGACAGGUCGACGAAAGUGAUUGAUUUUCACUAUCCAAAUGAACUGCUUCAGAGAAUCAACUGGGAACUGUCGGAUGAGCCCGAAACACUGGAUGACAUUUUGAUCAGCUGCCGCGCUACUCUAAAAUACGCCAUCAAAACAGCUCACCCCAGAUACUUCAAUCAACUCUCUACCGGGUUAGACAUGGUCGGCCUGGCCGCAGACUGGCUAACGUCGACGGCCAAUACUAACAUGUUCACCUACGAGGUGGCGCCCGUGUUCGUGCUUCUGGAAUACGUCACGCUGAAGAAGAUGAGAGCCAUCAUUGGUUGGGAGGAUGGCCGAGGAGACGGCAUAUUCUCACCAGGUGGCGCCAUUUCCAACAUGUAUGCCAUGCUGCUGGCUCGUUACAAAAUGUUUCCUGAAGUGAAAGAGAAGGGGAUGUCAUCGGUCCCCAAGCUGGCAGCCUUCACUUCUGAACACAGCCAUUUCUCAAUCAAGAAAGGCGCCGCAGCUCUUGGUGUAGGGACAGAGAGCGUCAUCUGCAUCAAAGCGGACGAGAGGGGAAAGAUGAUACCUUCAGACCUGGAGAGGAGGAUAGUGGAAGCCAAGCAGAAGGGUUUUGUGCCAUUCUUUGUCAGUGCCACUGCAGGAACGACAGUGUAUGGAGCUUUUGACCCUCUGAUCGCUAUCUCUGACAUCUGUAAAAAGUACAACAUUUGGAUGCACGUAGACGGGGCCUGGGGCGGCAGUCUGCUCAUGUCCAGGAAACACAGGUGGAAACUGAAUGGCGUGGAGAGAGCAAACUCCAUGACCUGGAAUCCCCAUAAGAUGAUGGCAGUGCCCCUCCAGUGCUCCGCGCUGCUGGUCCGGGAGGAGGGUCUGAUGCAGAGCUGUAACCAGAUGCAGGCCUGCUACCUGUUCCAGCAGGAUAAGCACUACGACCUCGCCUACGACACCGGCGACAAGGCCCUGCAGUGUGGUCGUCACGUGGACAUCUUCAAGCUUUGGCUCAUGUGGAGAGCCAAGGGCACCAUUGGAUUUGAAGCUCAAAUUGACAAGUGUCUGGAGCUGUCGGAAUACCUCUACAACAAGAUCAAGGACAGGGAGGGGUAUGAGAUGGUCUUCGAUGGAAAGCCCCAGCACACCAACGUGUGUUUCUGGUACCUUCCGCCGGGCCUGCGUUACCUGGAUGAUAAGGUGGAGAAGAUGAAGCGUCUACACAAGGUCGCCCCUACCAUCAAGGCCAGGAUGAUGGAGUACGGGACCACCAUGGUAAGCUACCAACCACAGGGAGACAAGGUCAACUUCUUCCGCAUGGUCAUCUCCAACCCUGCCGCGACCUUCGAGGACAUUGACUUCCUCAUCGAAGAGAUUGAGAGACUAGGUCAGGACCUGUAAGACUCCGAAACCUCACGUUCUCAUAUCCCUCGAUGGAUGACAUGUUUGUGGUGAAUGUAUGCUAAUUUCUUUUUCUCUCUUCUUCAGAUAGUCUAAUAUAGGCAAAUAUGUUUAAAAAAAAUGACAUGACUAUAUCCAUACUUAAGUAUCGUAGCACUGUUGUGGCCAUCUUGGUCCAAAGCCUUGUAAAAGUGUUCAUGUCUGCUCCUGUCUGUUAGCAUAGCUGGUAUAACUUUAUAUGUGUUUGGUGCGAGUGUGAAGAAUCACUUUCUCCUGUACUGUGCAAUAGGUCAUACAUUACAUUAUAUCUAUUUGAUUAAGUGCCAAACAUUACGAUAUAGAUAUAAGAAUGAAGGGGUUUUAUUGAGCACUUUGACUUACCUCAACUCUGACAAUUGCCUUUGCAAUCACAGGCAGCAUUCGAGUGUUUUUAUGUUUUGUAUGGAUAUGACAAUAUGAAAAUGCGAAGUACAGGGUACACAGUCUCCUUUGGCGCUGUAGUGAUAAAUGCCUGCUAAUACAAAGUCUGCAUGCUGGAGUUUUUGUGCAGGACCGAUUAAGAAAGGCAACAGAGAGAAAGCACAGAAAACAUGUCCAGAGCAAACGGCAGGAGGUUCUGGGCAAAGGCAUGUUAUUCUCACUUUAUUCUCAAAACUCCUCUACGAAGACUGUGCAGAGUCUAAUCUGAGCUGUGUCUAGAGCCAUUAACGGAAGAGCUCUCGUCCAACUAAAGGAGGUUAGCAUUAAGGAUAAAUCUCUGGAUAUGUCAAAUCUAACUUGGUAUCCAGAGCGGGCAAAAGAGGGUUUUUGUAUCCAACGCAACCAGCAGAGAGGCUCCUUCCAUCCUGUCUGACUAGAAGAUCCGACAUAUGUUAAUACGCCGAGAACAAGCCAGUGAUGAAAUAGUUCAGUCUCGUUUCAGGAGGACACUUCUGUCCUGUCAUUUUUCCACACUCUAAUAGCUAUACAUCUGUUCAUGCUUGUCGUAGUGAAAAAAUGGUACUGUACAGUUAAAAUCAGUCUCUGGCGAUGAACUAAACUUUUAGUGAUAUCCCUAAAUCUGGGGAAGAACACUGCUGCAUUUGAUCCAUAAAAAUAUUCCAUCUAGCACCCUCCUACUCAAAUAAUCUUUUUUAGAGUUAAAAUGAUAAAUAAUAAACAGCUGUUUUGCGAUUAGGUAGUAGAAAUGUCAGUCGUGUCUGGGUAGCAAUGUUUUUCACAGUUAAAUCAGUAGUGUCUGAUGACAUGAUCUAGAGUUAAUCUAGAAAUUCCAAUGGAAAAAUUACACAGUAAGGCUGCUCCAGAUCGUGGUUUCUAAAUACUUUUAAGAUAUUCUUGAGUAAGUAUAUAUCUAUGUGAAUACAUUCAUGUAAUAUAUAUAUAUAUAUAUAAGAGUCUAUUUGUGAAGUAAAAUAUUUUCUCUAAGCGAAUAUCGUCUAAUUGUAGUACUAUGCUCGUGUACCUGACUUGUAGAAAUGCUGAUUUUGUUUACCUGAGAAGAUAUUUAUGUGAUGUACCUGCUUUCAUUUACCUAAAAGCACAACGCAUUUUGAGGUACCAACAAAACAAUCUAUUAAAAGGUUUUGGAUCCCUUUGACAUGUAAUUCCAGUAAUUAUGGAAAACCAUCUCUGAACCGAAGUCGGUUGUCUUUGUGUCCAAGUGAUAUACUUGACAUCACGUGCCAGUCUGUAUUUUUGUGCAUUUGUAACUGUAUUGCCUUAUUAUUUGUUGGCAGUCUUGUCUAGGUCUCCCCCAGAGGCAUUUGUGCACUUUAGAUUCUGUGUAAGAUGACCUGUGUAAUGGCUGUUCCUAGUUCCACUGUUUUCUGAAGCUGUGGUUGGUCUCCCUGCUGUGGGCGUCUGCUGGAAGGUUUAGGUGUGAUGUUCGAACCUGCUUCAGCUGUUCAGUCGCAUUUGUGGUUCCAGUAUUUGCUAAACACAGUCUCAUGCUCCCCCCAACCCAACUCUCCACCCCCCACUGUGAGCGUUCUGUGUGUUCUGAGCUUGUGAGGACAUACCCAGCCUCACAGUGGUGUGUGCAUGUGUGUGCGUGUGUGUGUCUGUGUGUGUGUGUGUGUGUGUGUGUGUGUGUGUGUGUGUGUGCUCUCUGUCCUCGCCGGGGUUGCUGCUGCUACUGGGCUGCUCUCUCUCUCUCUUUUGCAUGUGCAUGAACGCUUUGCAUUUCCAGCUCGUGAAAUACAAUCCCAGAUAUCUCGUGUUGCGCUGUGUUAGCCUUAGUGACCGAUGUGUAGCUUAGCUUUAAGUGUAGCGCUUUGAUGCUAGCUGCAUUGCUCUAUGUGGUUGCAACGCUUUCUGAAUAUACAUUUCUAUAUAUAUAUAUAUAUAUCUGCUUAGCAAGCAUGCUCUGUGUGACUAGAAGUUGUCUGCUUUGCUGAUCUAACCUCUAUCUAUCUUUGUCUCUCGCUUUCUUUGACACAGCUAUAAUCUUAGUGUGUGUGCAGUUCUCCCGCAUGCCUCUGUGUAACAACCUUUGUAGUCCCAGACUUUCUCUCUUUCUACCUUUCUUCCUCUCUUUCUUCCUCUCUUUCUCUCUCUUUCUCACUGUGUGUGUGUGUGUGUGUGUGUGUGUGUGUCUCUUUCCCAAGCUCUGCUCCUGUCAGCAGCGAUUAACCCUUUAAUGACAGCAUGGGCUUGCUGCUUCAUGGCUGCCCGCCACGUUCAGCGGUUUAGAGUUGAGUCUCUCUCUCCCCGACCGGACGGAGUUAACAUGGCUGCCCCUUUUCUUUUCUUCUUAGCUAAAUACUGGUUAGACGUCGUAUGUGUGUCUGUGAGGCGGAAUCCAGAAGACCUUUGUAAGCUUCAGACUGUGUUUCAGACUGUAAUUCGGAGUGUCAGACGUCAGACUCCAGUUCUCGCAACAAUUACUGUAUGUGACCUUCCUGGGAAAUCACAAAUAAAUAUUCUUGUUCGAAACA